This is a messenger RNA of Arachis duranensis, 1814 nucleotides long. Its product is annotated as bidirectional sugar transporter SWEET2. The transcript is spliced from 7 exons. Gene Ontology annotation, biological process: carbohydrate transport. Gene Ontology annotation, molecular function: sugar transmembrane transporter activity. Bases 470 to 1177 code for a protein of 235 amino acids. Gene Ontology annotation, cellular component: membrane. NCBI's taxonomy places the organism in Eukaryota, Viridiplantae, Streptophyta, Magnoliopsida, Fabales, Fabaceae. The record is from RefSeq and is a predicted model, not a curated record.
CUCACAUAAUCAUGUACACAAUUCUAUGCCUUGUGGGUCAAUUCUCUCUCAGUAGCAACAACUUACAUUCAUCAUUAAUCUUGUGGAUGUACACAAUUGCAAAUUGCUUCAAUUUUAGUGGCUCAACAAAACCCCCCUUUUUCUAAUUUAUUUAUGUGAUAACUAUAAUUCGAGGUUUAGCAUCAUUAUACAUAAUAGGCCUUCAGCUGCAUUUAUCAGUUACUUAUCACCCUCUCAAGUCUCAAGUACAAGAUUUGGAGAGAGAAAAAACCUUCUGGUCUUUCUAUUAGAAACGUGGGGGAGUUUUCUUUGUUUUUUUCCAAUUUCUGUGGGAUAGGAACAAGCAUUCACAUAGGGCAAGUCUUGAAUAGUCAAAUUUCACUUCCAAUUGUAGUGCUAUAAAUUAAGGGGUUGGUUUGGUUGCAUUUGUUGUUGUCUGGGUUUGGUGUUUGAUUUUUGAGGAUUAUUAAUGUCUUUUUCUGCUGCAUAUCCUGUCUAUGAGGUUGCAAAGGAUGCAGCUGGAGUCGCAGGGAAUAUCUUUGCUUUUGGGUUAUUUGUAUCUCCCAUACCCACAUUUAGGAGAAUUAUCAGAAAUGGAUCAACUGAAAUGUUCUCAGGAUUGCCAUAUAUUUACUCUCUCAUGAACUGCUUGAUCUGCAUGUGGUAUGGCACGCCUCUGAUAUCGCCCGAUAAUUUGUUGGUAACGACGGUUAAUUCGAUCGGAGCAGUAUUUCAGUUUGUGUACAUAAUUAUCUUCCUUGUGUAUGCUGAGAAAUCAAAAAAGGUGAGAAUGUUUGGACUAUUGCUGGCAGUUAUCGGCAUUUUUGUGAUCAUUUUAGUUGGGAGCUUGCAAGUAACUGAUAGUCAAACACGCCGAAUCCUUGUUGGAUUCUUGAGCUGUGCUUCCCUCAUUUCAAUGUUUGCUUCACCUUUGUUUAUAAUUAAAUUGGUCAUUCAGACAAAGAGUGUCGAAUUCAUGCCGUUUUAUCUCUCGCUCUCCACCUUCCUAAUGAGCACCUCCUUUUUGGUUUAUGGAUUGCUCAAUGAGGAUCCCUUCAUUUAUGUGCCAAAUGGGAUAGGAACUGUUCUGGGAAUCAUACAGUUGGUAUUAUAUUUCUAUUUCGAGAGUAAAUCUAGAGAAGAAUCCAGAGAACCUUUGAUAGUGUCGUAUGCGUGAUUAGUACUUCUGAAAACAAAAGGAAACAGAUUCCAAGGUGCAAAGAAUAAGCAGUUGCUACAUUCCUUUGAUUCUGUCAAUUUUUUUGAUGCAAUUACCGUUGCAUCCGUGUGAGUGGCCAGAAGUUACUCUAGUGAACCACUUCAAAGUUCAAAGUUCCAAGUUUCUGUAUAUGUGUGCAUUCAUUGGUGGAGUUGAACAAUGCUUUCAAAUUGGAAUAUUGAAAGGAAAAACAUACAUAGUGCAUUGUUGCUGCAACUUUUCAUGGCGUCUAAGCUUUGAUCUACUCUUGCAAUUAGGUCAUUUCCAUGUUCAUCAGAUUUAAGAAACAUAUAUAUAUAUAUUGAGAACCAUUUUCUUUCUUGUGCACUAUAGUCUUGUAUGUUACAUAUUGUAUCUAUUUGUUUGGCUAUGGUCAGAAGGCUGAAUAAAGAGCAAGAAGUGAUUUUCCUGUACAAGUGCUUAGACUCAAAGAUUUAAGAAUAUCAUGUAUUCACAUUGAUUUUCCUGUAUAAAAGUUUACAUCAAUGUUUCUAAAGAUUUGAGCUAUAUUACAUUUAGUUAAUUAUGUGUAAUACAAUAUUAUCUCACUUUAGAAAAGCCAUAAUAAAUAAUGUUAAUCAAUCGUCUUUUUGUA